UAGCUAGGAGCUUGGCAUCAUACGAUGUCUGAGGUGCAGCUGACAUCACUUUAACACCCCGGGAAAUCCCCGUUUCUAAUCUAGAAUAGAUAAGAAAUAUGCCUAUAUAUACGUUCAACUAACGUAGAAAUCAUAAGCUGCCAUCUGGGUGAAUUAUCUGUAAUAAUUCAUUUAUUUACCUUUAACUUAUUUAGCUAAAUUUACAUUUUGCUUUAAUUAUUCUUCCUCAGAAUGCACCCUUUUCAUAUUUUUCGAGUAUUUUUAAUAUUUCGAGCUUUGAUAUCGAGUUCUGCAGCAGAUGUAGAGAGCAUCUGUGCUUAUACCCGACUUGCGUCCAACGGCGAAACUCACUACAGUUUCCUCCGGACGGGCCACCACAGCCUUCACCAUCGUUCCCCCGCCGUGCGCCUCUACCACUCCGUGUGGUCCCCAGACCGCGCGCUGCUCCAGUGCUCCUGGUUGGAGGACGCAGCCGUCACAGAAAACUAUCUAUCCCUGUGCCGAGAGAAAACUAAUGAGUUCUUGGAGAAUCACAGUGAGCAUUUAAAUAUCAAUGCAUUGUUUGCAUCAAAUCGAUUAUGUGACGACGUGAACGCACCGUUUGUGGUUAAAGAACGCGCAAGCCGAAGCAGAAAGGCAAGAAGCGUUGGCGCGCUGAGCGAAAGAUCCAAGGCGGCGAGCCACCGGCGCGUGAAGCGCGGGUUUAUUGUACCUGGGACGCUCUGGUGCGGGUCUGGCAACAAAGCACCGUCAUAUGCAGAUUUGGGAGCCUUUACGGGGACGGACAGUUGUUGUCGUGAACAUGACCAUUGUCAGGAGACAAUCUUGUCCUUCCAAAACAAAUUCGGCGUCUUCAACACUAAUAUCUUCACCAUGUCUCACUGCGAUUGUGAUAACAGGUUCCACAGUUGCCUAAGGAACGCCAACGACAGCAUAUCCGACGUGGUUGGGAAGGUCUUCUUCAACAUGCUGCAGAUGAACUGCUUUGAGCUCUCCUACACAGUAAUCUGCAUGGAGAGGAACUGGUUCGGCAUGUGUAAAGCGACCCAGACGGUGCUCCAGGCAGAAGUCCACCCUCCCGUCGCCUACGAGCCCCACGCCUCCACGUCCCAAGAGACCGCCACUCAGGAGAACGACGAUCAGGAAAACGCCACUCAGGAGAACGCCACUCUGGAGAACGCCACUCUGGAGAACGCCACUCUGGAGAACGCCACCCUGGAGAACGCCACUCUGGAGAAUGCCACUCUGGAGAACGCCACUCUGGAGAACGCCAUCCUGGAGAACGCCAGUCUGGAGAACGCCACUCUGGAGAACGCCAGUCUGGAGAACGCCACUCUGGAGAACGCCAGUCUGGAGAACGCCACUCUGGAGAACGCCAGUCUGGAGAACGCCACUCUGGAGAACGCCACUCUGGAGAACGCCACUCAACAGAACGCCACUCAGGAGAACGGUACUCAAGAGAAGGCCAUUCUGGAGACCGUGACUCAGGAGAACGCCACUCAAGCGACCCCGACCAGGAGCUCGACGCCGCACGCUGAUCCCCCGGCGAUGACCUCUGACCUCACCUCUGCUAGCGCCGCGGGCCCCGCCCUCAGUGUCGGUGUCUGGGCCACUCAGAUGGCGAGCAGCAUGUCUCCAUCUCCAGGCCAGGAGCUGUCGUGUGAGGCGUACAGAGAGCUGGACCAGUGCAGCAGAGCCAGGAUCCUUCCCAAGCAGAGGAGAUACGGACUCCUGAACCCGGACACCAGGACCCUGUACCACUGCAGCUGCACAAAAAGAUUGUUUCAGAUUUUAGCCAAUCAGAGGCGGCUGACAGACGUGGACAAAUUUCUCCUGGACAGAGUUUCCCAAUCCUGCUUCCUGAUACCGGACUGUGGAGCGGGCAAGAUAUGUAAAGCCAUUGUACACCGUCCUGCCCUGCCAACAUUGGACAGGACCAUUCCCGGUGGGGAAAUGGAGGAUUGGCGCCACCUACAGGCCGUGAGUCUCCGUGUCAGAAUUUACAGGGUUAAACGAAAAAACGGAAAAGCGGUCAAACUCAGUACACUGUGCGAUCGGAUAAUCCGAGCCAAAGUACCAAAAACCCGGAGUGACAGCACACAUUGAUGGAUUCAUCUUGAUAGAGACACUGCUACAAUCACUUAUACAUAGUUCAUUUUUUGUAUAUAUUAUAUAUAGUAUUUGUUAUAUAUGAAAUAGUGUGUAUACAUUUGUUAUAUUUGUUAAAAAAAUGCUCCUUUGUUUCAAUAAAAUACCUGCACAUACCGUAA
Gadus macrocephalus (Pacific cod) is the source of this 2270-nucleotide messenger RNA. It is a transcript of the gene pla2g3, whose product is annotated as phospholipase A2 group III. The transcript is spliced from 6 exons. NCBI's taxonomy places the organism in Eukaryota, Metazoa, Chordata, Actinopteri, Gadiformes, Gadidae. Gene Ontology annotation, biological process: arachidonate secretion; phospholipid metabolic process. The record is from RefSeq and is a predicted model, not a curated record. Gene Ontology annotation, molecular function: A2-type glycerophospholipase activity. Bases 232 to 2106 code for a protein of 624 amino acids.